AUGCAGUCCUGCACCUUUGUCUUUGUUCUCAGGGGUAAGCAGGCAAAGCCUCCUCCUGCUGCCUCCAGAGGGAUCUACAUUGAAGAGGAUGCCUUCAUUGGGAGUGGCUUUGGUGUUUUGGGGAAUGAGUUUAGUAUAUGAAGAUCACCAAGGUCUGUGGUUUUUCUGGAUGGAAAUUGGCCUAUACCAGGAGAGCGACUCCCAGACAUGGCUGCAUUGUUCAUGGGCCUCCCUGUUAAAGAAGACCUUUCUUGGCUAGCACAUGUGGUGGGUAACCUGUUGUAUUGUCCUUGGGCUACCGUUAAGGUGUUGGUGAAGGGAGUAGACAAACUUGCUCUACCCCCAGGCAGUGCCAUUUCAUACCCUCUGGAGAAUGCAGCUCCUUUUAGUCUUGACAGCGUUGCAAAUUCCAUUCACUCCUUAUUUUCUGAAGAAACUCCUUUAGUUUUGCAGUUGGCUCCCAGUGAGGAGAGAGUGUAUAUGGCAGGGAAGGCUAACUCAGUUUUUGAAGAUCUCUCAGUAACAUUACGACAGCUCUGCAAUCACCUGUUUCAUGAAAACUCUGUUCUCAAUUCACUUCCCCUCAAUUCUCUGAGUAGGAACAAUGAAGCUGAUCUGCUCUUUCUUUCUGAAUUGCAAGUGCUACAUGAUAUUUUAAGUUUGUUGUCUCGAUAUAAGCAUCUAGUCAAGGAUCAUUCUCCUGAUUUAUAUUUGCUGGAGCUGGCAGAUCUGGAUGAAAUUGGGAAGCAUUAUAGGGCAGACUCUGAACAAUUCAGAGAUGCUUCCAAGAUCCUUGUCGAUGCUCUGCAAAAGUUUGCAGAUGACACGUACAACCUUUACGGUGGGAAUGCUGUGGUAGAGUUAGUGACCGUCAGAUCAUUUGACACAUCUGUUGUGAGGAAGACAAGAACUAUUCUUGAGGCAAAACAGGAGAGGAAUCCAUCAAGCGCCUAUAACCUUGCAUAUAAGUAUAACCUUGAGUAUCCAGUGGUUUUCAACAUGGUACUUUGGAUAAUGAUUGCCUUGGCCCUGGCUGUGACUGUGAACUCUUACAAUAUCUGCAACAUGGAUCUUGGAUAUGACAGCAUUAUUUAUAGUAUGACAAACCAGAAGAUUCGAAUGGAUUUAACUUUCCUUAUGCCAAACUUAGAAAAGGGGCUGGAGAGCACAGACUGCACCUGCUCCGAAGCCCAGCGGGGCCCGGCCUCAAGCGGCGCUCAGCCUCGGCUGCUUGUGCACGGACUCGAGGACCCACCAGGGGUCACUGCAGCCUCAGAGCUAUUGUGCCAGCCAGUCCUGGACACGGCCCGCCGUGCCGAGGGCGUGGGGCUCGGAGCGCCGAACGCCAGGUCCGAGCAGAACAGCGCCCGGCCUUCCUAG
Molecule: messenger RNA, 1380 nt
Organism: Suricata suricatta (meerkat)
Lineage: Eukaryota; Metazoa; Chordata; Mammalia; Carnivora; Herpestidae
Product: renin receptor-like
Biological process (GO): positive regulation of Wnt signaling pathway
Cellular component (GO): membrane; external side of plasma membrane
Molecular function (GO): signaling receptor activity
Source: RefSeq, a predicted model, not a curated record